Molecule: messenger RNA, 10513 nt
Organism: Porites lobata
Lineage: Eukaryota; Metazoa; Cnidaria; Anthozoa; Scleractinia; Poritidae
Source: the annotation of a GenBank genome assembly
AAUUUGUCUGUUUGCGGUGUUCACUGAUUUUCAGAAGAAUGCCACAUUUAGAUCACAGUGUGAGAUUGGACUUUAAAGAUGUUUUAAUUCGUCCUAAGCGAAGUACAAUUCGAAGCCGAGCUGAUGUAAGUAUAACGAUGCAGUACAAUCGAACUUAACGUGAACGUGCAUAGAAUCGAAGUUAUUUAGUACACCCAUGCUAGUUGUGGACAGUCCCUAGAAUUUCAAGCGAAUGAUUGUAGAUCCAUCACUGCUCAGAAAAGUUAGCCGAUCGUGUUUUUUAACGCGCGAUAAAUGUGUUUUUACCGAGAUCUUCAUGUGUUCAUUAAAAUUGCUUUGAUGUUUGGGCCGACUGUACAGUAUUAGGAUAUAUCGCUUUACAGGUUGAACUUUGCAGACAUUUCAACUUUAAGUAUGCAAAGAAGAGACUUCCUGAUGACAUCAUUCCCAUUAUAAGUGCUAAUAUGGAUACCAUUGGUACAUUUGAAAUGGCCAUGGCUUUAGCAGAGGUAAACAUAUCAUUGUUACAAAAAUAAGGAGUCUUGAUAAUCUUAUGCAUCACCGACCAAACGUCAGGCCCCAGUUGUUCGAAAGGUGGUUAACAUUUUCCACUGGAUAAAUAACUAUCCACUGGAUAGCGCAGUUGAUUGUCGUAAUACUUAUCCUCUGGAUAGCAAUUUAUCUGGUGGAUAGUGCUAUCCAGCUUUCAAACAACUGGGGCCAGGUCAAGAUGGCUGGAUAUUGGCCAAGUUAAGUCCCAUCAGAGAAUGCAAAAAUUACCCAAUAGCCAAUCAGAACAUAUUACUGGCCUCAGCUUGCCCACUCUUGGAGCCAUUCAUAUGACUCUCAUGAUAAAUAGAUUUCUUGAGUUAUAAAUAAGCUGUAAAAAGUUGGGGUGGGAUUUAAUCUAGGUUAGGAGGGGGUGUGUCACUAUGGCCAGAAGUGGUUAAUUCAUUCACCAUACACCGUCAUGAUUUAGGGUGUUUGUGUUUUGAAUGUUCUGCAGGCAGUUUGAGCCUUUGCAUCAUGUUCAGUAAAUUGCUCCUCCUGAUACUUAACAAUGAUUCUUUGAAAUCGAGGUAAAUAGUGGCUUAAUAUUUAUCGAGGCGCAAAGCGGCAAGGUAAAUAUUCCUAAAGCCACUAUUCACCAAGAUUAUAAAGAAUAAUUGUUUUAGUAUAUACACACAAAGUGAUCUCAACAAAAUCAGAGAGGAAACCGUUAAAAAUUAUGAUUGAUUGAUGGAUCAAAUCACGCAAAAGUUUAAAAAUAGAUCUUUGCAGAAUUUUCAAACAUGGCGAGUUACAAGUUUAUCACUUCGCAAACGACAGCGUAAUGGCUUAAAUGGAACUGUUAAAGGUUUGAAUUGUUUCCUUACCUGAGAAGAAAAGUAGAGCUUUGUUGUUUUCUGUUGACCCACCAAGUUUAUAGCCAAAAAGGUUUGUUGUGUCGUUCUUCGCAUAAAGUGCUGACAAAAACGGUGGCUCGGUUGCCCGAGGUAAGACUCAGGUAAGACGUCUUCCUGUACCAUUCUUUUUCCUAUUUACUUGAAACAUAGAAUUUUUGCAAACAUUUGCUUUCAAAUUUGUUUGUCAUAAAUAAACUUCAAUUUUUGGGCCAAAUCUUCUUUGAGUUCACAAAACGGCUUCUUCUACGCAAAUAAACGGGAGUUGUAAACAAUCCUUCUUGCACAAAACACAGCUACAGUAAAUGAAAAAUGCCAUUUUGAAUCCUUUCAAGUCUUUUCUUGCCUUAAAAAAAGUCAACCCUAGGAUUUUGUCGACUUUUAAAAGAUCGUUCUCUAAAAAAGUGGGAAAAACACCGAGCUCACUCAUUAUCCACUCGCUGGGAGAUGAAUAUUGUUAAAUAGUCCGAGAUAGUGAACCAAUCAGAUUGCUUAAAUCACCAAGAUCACUGAGUGUGUACAUACUAAUCCUGAAUGUAUAACGCCAUUCCCUAACGAUUCAAGAUUCAUUCAAGAUCAAGAUAUACAGGCUAUUAAGAAAGAAAAAAAAUAUCUGAGCUCUUUCAAGUUGUUGUUGGCAGUACAGUAGGAGUAUAAUGUUCAAUGUUCUUCCCUGUUUCAAUAAAUGUCAUGCUUAAUAGGGAUGUCCAGUAAGAUCUGAGGAUAGUACCGGCAGUGAAAAAGUUGCUCAAAAAGUGAAUUCACAUUCUUUCAGUCUUUAUCGCAAAUAUUCAAACUCACUUACUUAGAGCCGAAUUGUUGGCAACUCUCUCGCAGUUGAAUUCUAAGGACCACAUCCGAGUUCAGAAAGAGAAAGCAAAGCUUGCCAUGGCUUGUUUCAUAUUUGACAAAAUGUGAAAUGGGACAUUUUCACUUUGUAAUCUAGCAGUGAAGGCAAAGAAAUGUCAAAAAAAGUACUGCACAUGUAGAGCUGUUUUGAGUUUUAAACCUAUGGCUCUUUUGAGGUUCUCAUUGCCAUCACCUUGGUCUGAUCUUAAGUUCUCUAUUUGUUUAACACUGAAUUUUUAGCACAAGCUUCUAACAGCAAUUCACAAGCAUUACACUGUGGAAGAAUGGCAAGAGUUUGCUAAAGACCACCCAGAUGUAUUACCGGUAACUUGUUUUUUUUAUUUUAUGACGUCUAGAUAUUUUGUCAGGCUUAGCUGAUUAUCUCUAGAAGCAUAUAAUAAGUUGUUCGAAAUUUGAAUGAUGCUUUGCAGUCAUCCACUAGACAGUCAUUAAAUCAGUGUAUAGCACUGUCCACUGUCUGGGGCCUGGGCAUCAAGUUUGAAUGUUAAAUUCAACUUUUCCAGGUAGAUGUGAUUGGUAUUAAGUUAAGCAAUGUUAAAAAAUGUUCAUUUUCAGUUUCAUCACUUAUUUCUUUGCUAAUAAAUUUCAGUUACUUGUGUUAAGUGUUGUAAUGCCCGCCAUCUUUGCACUCGCUUAAGGACUGAUGGGGUAAAAGCGAUGUCACAUGGAUUCUUAGGAGGUAAACAAGUGAUAAAUUUUUCCAAUACAAGAAAUGGUCGUUGAGUUUGUUUAUUCUUGACAACAGAAAAUGAACGACUUUUCAUAUUAAAGACGAUAAUGGCAAAUUAUGGGUGGAAGAAAUAAUUUUUUUUUGGAUGCAGCAGUGACCGUAGAUGUCCUCACAGAAAGCAAUAAUGACAUUAAUUUUGUUGAAACUCAAACUUUACAUUUUGCAUGACCAUUAAAUCAUCAUUUCGUUUUGAGAGAAUAAACAAACUCGACUGCAAUUUCUUGCAUUGGCAAAUUUUAUCCUUUGUUUGCCCCUAAAUACUAUGUGACAUGGCUUUUAUCCCAUCCAUCCUAAAGCGCGUGCAAAGAUGGUGGGUAUCAUGAAUAAGGUCUAUUUGAAGCAUCAAUAUAAAAAUGCUGCAUUGAAUUCACAGUAUGUGAUUGCUAGCUGUGGGAUGAUGGAUGAAGACGUCGCUAGAUUAAAGCAGAUCCUUGAUGCUUGCCCUGCUGUGCCUGCAAUCUGUCUGGAUGUGGCCAACGGUUAUUCUGAGCACUUUGUAGAAUUUGUCAAAAAUGUGCGGAGCAAAUUCCCAGAGCACAUUAUCAUGGUAUUGAAUAAAUUAAAUUUGAAUGCUUAGUAUUUUUUGCAAUCAACUGAAUUCUCUAAUUCCUCAUUUUGAGGCCACUUAUUUUUUGCAUACUUCUCAGUGACUUCUGCCCUUUAUUUGUUGUGUGCAAUGAAAAUAUUGAAAUACCAGCAUUAACAGACCUUUAACAACCAUAUUGCUUGAUGGCGGCUGGAUGCCAGGAGAAUCCAAGGGCUUCUUCUUUUUGUAGCCAGUUCCUAGACUGAAUAAUGCCCCCUUGACUUGCACAACCCUGUAACCUAACCAUGAGCCCCACGUAAAAAAAAAAAAAGGCACCAGCCUCACUGAAAUGUCAUUGGAAAAGGAAAGGCAAGUUGAGGGGGUGGACAGGAGGUGGGGAAGAAAACUUGCUGUAUAAAGCUCUGGCAAACACUGCUUGUAGAAACUACACACACUGCCAAAAUUAGCAUGAUCGAUAUGGUAAUUUUAUUAUAGUGGACUACUGAGCAUGUGCUUACAAAAUACUUCUGACCACUAGAACUGAGUGAUGGUACUCUUUGUUGCUUACUCCUUUUUACAUUUGAUUUAAAAUGUCUUUCAAUGCAGAUCCAAAUUUGCAUUAUAGGAAACAUGUUUCUUCUUUUUGUCAUGAUAUUAUUGGGCGGUUAUAUAUUGUUUUGUCAGUGUCUGACAUGUUUUUUUUUUUUUUUUUUUUUUUUUUUCAUUUACCGUAGGCAGGAAAUGUUGUUACAGGUGAGAUGGUGGAACAGCUGAUCCUUAAUGGAGCUGAUGUUGUCAAAGUUGGUAUCGGCCCAGGUUAGUACUGUGGUGUAUUUACCCCAUCUUAAUUGCCAACUGUGUUGAGAAUGCCAAGAUACAGUAAUAUUGUGAUUUCAGUAUUCUACUCUACAUACUGCUUGGGCUUGCUGUAGAUCAGAUUUACGACAGUUCUUAAUGUGUCAGUCAACGUGUUUGGUAAUGUUUUGGUGUGUGUCUUGUUGUUUGAUCAGGGUCUGUCUGUACCACGCGUCGUCAGACUGGUGUAGGAUAUCCACAACUUAGUGCAGUAUUAGAAUGUGCUGAUGCUGCCCAUGGACUCAAGGGACAUAUUAUUUCUGUAUGUACAGUAUAAUGCCUUUUUCAUGUUACCUGAGGUUACUUUAACCAUUGCAGUAGUAAUGAAAUAUAGUCGAAACUCUCCUUGUGACCGCUCUCCCAAAAGACCAGCUCUAGUUAUGACCACAUUUGUGAAACCCCAUUUGAACAGUGACUUUACAUAAACUUUGUAAUAAAAAGCUCUCGUAAGCAACUGCUUCCGUAUGUGUCUGUGACCACUUUUGGAAUUACCCAACUGAACUUUUGUUUUGUAUUUAAGCUCUUGUAAGCAUCACUCAGAGUCUUUUUCAUAAAAAUCAAUUGCCUAAGAAAUUACACGUAAAGUUAUAACCUUGUCUAUAUCAGAUAUAAAGAUACUCAUUAAGCAUUUAUUUCUUCGUUUUAACGUGUUUUUUCAUUAUGAAUUAUUAAUGAGUUCCUGAAGCUCUCGUAAGCAACCACCUUCUUUUGUUUUACCAUGCCAUCAAUUUCAAGAGCUCAUUUUCUUGUAAGCGACCAGCUCUAGCUACAACCAUGUUUUUUGAAUUUCCGAGGUGGUUGCUUAUGAGAGUUUCAACUGUAAUCUGUACUGUUGCAAUAACAUUGCAAUUGUGAAUAAUGGUUUUAUCAUUGUUGAUUUCACCUGGAAGUGAGAUAUAAUUUAUGCAGAAACUCCACUGGCUGUCAUUUUGAACUCAGACCAUGUUCUGGCAACAACUUUUACAAAACAAAGCAGUGUCAGUGAAGUCCAUUUCUGCUUUCAUGGGUCUACAAUCCAUGUCUGUUAAUACUUGAUUUCAAAAGAAAUGGCAAAUGAUGAAGAAAGGAUAUGCCUCUUUAAUGCAAGAAAAGUGAUUUACAAAAGAUUAUUUGAAAACAAUAGAGUAACCAGGGCUAGAAAAAGUCCUUUGCGGUAGUCCAGGACUAGUAGAUUUUCUUGCUGGGCAAUCAACUGUUGAUAGCUCACCUGCUCAAUGGGCAAAUUAGAGGCCAGUCAAGCCAUAUGAUAGUAACUAAGACAAGGAAAUAAUGGUCCUGGGAAAGGCGGAUAAUGUGAGAGCUACUUGCCCAAGCAACAAGUCUUUAAAUUCCAUUUUUUUAGUAGUGUAAAAAAUUGCUAUCUGUAAAUUUAUGAAAGUGAAGCUGUCUGCACGUAGUACAGGGUAUUAUUAUUUAUUAAAUUUAAUGCAUUACUAUUGAUACACUAUCACACAAUCCAUUGGUAGUUUAAUGUAUUGUUAAAUGCCUAAUUUUGAGGGGGUAGGGAAUGGCCUAAUUGGCAUUCUGUCUCUAUUAUACAUAAAACACCUCUGUCAAUGGAUAAGUGACAUUCUCCUGUUAGAAUCAAAGUGUAAACAUAGGCCAGGGUAAUUUUAGAUGUGUCUUGUAGGAUGGUGGAUGCACUUGUCCUGGUGAUGUGUCUAAAGCUUUUGGUAAGAACUCUGUUCAAUGUGAUGACAUUCCACUGUACAGAUAAUUUCGAAUACGAAGACUGAAGCAUGAAGCACCCAAAUCUCGAAAACGAAGCACCUAAAAACUCGAAAAUGAAGACCUCUAGAUCGAAAAUGAAGCACCCAAAACUCGAAAAUGAAGCACCCGAAAACUCGAAACCGGAAAUUGAUUUUCCUUUUGUUGUAGUUGAAAUUUUGUAUGAUUUUUAAUGCGUUGCUUACACGUUGUUGUAGUUGAAAAAUAUUAUUGUUUGUUAGAUGCCAUUUGAUUUUUUUUAUGCUUUUUAUCUAUUUCAACCGGUGCGCCGCCUCACUGAAUAAUAAAAAACGCAGCACUAAUGAGGACAAGUUUUAAGAGUGAGACUUGUUUUUUAACACUUUCACCACUGAUCACGUUGCCUUUUCACACCUGCAAUUUUUUAAAUUAUUGCGCAAGUUAGCUCACUCUCGCAGAGUCUCGUGUCAGGAUGCGCUGAGUAGAGCUUUGAUUAUGGAGUUGAAAGUGCCUCUUGUCAAACCAAGAGCAACUGUUGAUUGCUCUGGACUACCGGUUUACGACUUUUCAAAAUUGUUUACAAAGAGGAGAUAGGAAACGGUGCGUAUGGAGCAGUUUUCACAGCUGACUACCCUUUCAGUGGUAUCAACAACAAGGGUCAAGAGUUUCGAGUUUUGGAUUCUUCGUUUUCAAGAUUUAGGGGUCUUCAUUUUCAAGUUUUGGGUGCUUCGUUUGCGAGUUUAGGGUGCUUCGUUUUUGAAUUUUGGGUGCUUCGUUUUCAAGAUUUUGGUGCUCCGUGCUUCAGUCUUCGUUUUCGAGUGCUUCGUUUUCAAAACUACCCCACUGUACAUGUAUCUGCAUAAAUCGUAACUGGUAGAAUGGAAAUGUGUGUAGUGCUGUAUGUUGUAGAAUUAUCAUAUGAUUUGUGAGUAGACGAGUUUUGUACUGUUAUUGUGGAAACCUUGGGUGAAAGUUAUCAUAAGCAUUAAAGCUGAUUUCAAAGCAAUCAUUUUUCAGAGGUAGUGUAAAUAUUUGGCAAAGGUACUGACCUGACAAAUGGGAAACUAGAAUAUUUUCCACUAUUUGUGAGCCUUAUUACGAAAGGAGAUAAUUUUCUUAUCACUACUUAAAGAGCUGAAAAACACUAACAUUUUCCCUGAGUCAAAAGCCCCACAUCCAAACAUUUGGUUUUAUAUUCAAUGUACUAUGUGGUGAGUAAUUAAUGUUCUGAAAUUAUGAUAAUUUGAUUGGCACUGCAGUUCAUAAUUUGUCAUUAAUUAUAAACCAUACUGGUAGCAGAGUCUUUCUUUCACUUGUUUGAUACUGGUGUACAUGCGAAAGAUGCUGCAUGAAGUGGAGUAAGAUCUUUGUUGAGCAUGUGCUGGUUGCUGCUGGGAUACAGUUGUGAACCCAGGCCUAAUGGUACAACUGUGUAAGUUAUCACCAUCAGUUUAUCAAUUUUCGGUUGCUUGCACUUGAGAAACCAGUUCCAUAAUAGAGAGCAAGAUCGAGUAGUCCAGAAUUUCAGGCUUUGGUAACUUCAAAGGCUCAACAUGCUUCGCUGCAGGGGUUUCAUUAAGGGCCAAUGGCUGGGCACCGAGCAAAUUGACCAGCUGCUUAACCCUUUUUUAAUACAACAAACAAUCAAAGAUAGUUUUAAGUAAAUGAUGAGUCUUCUCAAGCGAAAAACAUAUUUCACAUGCGGCAUGAAAUCAGUAAAUCCCCUUGUUUGUUACAUGCUAAAAACAAUAAUCACCCCAUAAUGCAUUGCAAAAGAGGUGUACUCCACAAAAGAUCAUCUGAAAUAUCUCAAUAAGAUUGUGACCUAAUUUGUGUGGUGGAUAUUGGUAUCAAAUCAUGAUUAAAUUGUUUAGAAAAUUUAUCUUUUUUGUUAGUUGAAAGGCAUUGUCUGCAGCUUCAGAAUGCAGGAAACUCUAGAAUCUCAAAAUUGUCGAGGGGAGCACCCCUGGCCCUUCCUAUUGGGGAAGACCCAAAGUGCCUUUCCAAUUCUUUGCCUGUGUGUCAAACCCAGUUGCCCUCCUUUUCAAACCCUUAAUGAAACCCCUGCUUCAGGCAAAUCUCUUUUUAUCCUCACUCAAACGGAUAAAAAAGAGGCUGGGCAUAAAUUGAAAUGAUUUUAUUCUUAAGGUGCUGGUGCUGACUUUGUGAUGAUGGGAGGAAUGUUUGCUGGUCAUGAUCAAUCUGGUAAGAUUACAACAGACAGUUACUAUGGCCACCUGUUAUGUGUUUUGGCAGUGAGAAUAUUGUUACAAUAUAGGGAUAUUGUACAUUGCGUUUAAUCCCCUGAGAGGGUAGCUUGGAGUGAAAGUGACAGGGAUGAUCAAAGGAUUUUUGUGGGGUUGGAAUUUUCAGGGUGCCUUGAUUUAAGUAGAGAUUUUGUUAGGUAUUCAAAACAAUCUGAAGGUUAGUGUAGCACUGUUCGCAUAUACUGGCUACAUAAAUAUUGACCGGGGGGAGUUAAUCAAUGCACAACUUUUAUUAACAUGUACUUCUUUAUUAACUUGUACAGGUGGGGAGUUAAUAGAGCGAGAUGGGAAAAAAUACAAGAUAUUUUAUGGCAUGAGUUCAACAACAGCCAUGAAAAGGCAUGCUGGGGGAGUAGCUAAUUACAGGUUUGUUUUGUUCCCUAAAGCAUUUAACGUAAUAGCUCACUUUUGCUUAAGGAUAUAAUUUGUAUUUUAUCUGCUUCUGUUGUCUGAAGAGUGCCUCAUUUUAAUAAAAAGUUUUAGUUGAAGAGAUUACAAAUGCAAGUUGAUUACAGUUUGAUACACUUUUGAUGAAAGCAUAGUUUUUGAUUAUCAUUGUUUGCAGGGCUCAAAAUAACGGCCGGUCAACGGACAAUGUCCGGCCUGAUCGUGGGCUUGACCGGUCAAACUCUCGUCUGGCCGGUCAUUUUGACCGGUCAUUUUUGGAUGCGAACAUUUUAUAAUAUUUUCCAUAUAGUUGUCGCUUAAUGCGUUUUGCUCUAUAACGCUGUAAUUCGCUGCUAUCUUUGGCUUUUUUUGCUGCUUUGCACUAAACCCUUUAACGAAAAACGUUCUGCUUUGCUGUGAUCAGUAUUGGGAAAACAUACGCUAACGAUAAUCCGUUAUUUUUUAGAAAACUAAAGGGUGACUGACAGUUUUUGUCCAUCAAACGUUUCACAUCUACUUGUAAGAGGAUUGUGAAAAUCACCUUCGACGGAAUUCGGGCUGAUCAAUCGCUCGUCCUGUACUGCUUCUCCGGGAAUAAAUUUCAGCGCAUCGAUUAAUUAUAAUAAUUUCUUUAUGUCGAACGUGAUCUCGUUUGAGGACUCGAUUCCAGAAUUGUGUGAUAAAAACUAAGCUAAUCGAGAACGAACGUCGCCUAUCUCGGCGCUUAAAAUCCUCCUUCUUGAUAAGCCGUUUGCGAUAAAGUGUUGCGCGACGACCCAAACGAAAGCUUUGCUGUAUAUUUAUUGACUUCUGAUGACGAAUACGCUGUUUGUGGAACAAAUUUCUCGCCAAAUCAACUUCUUUGCCGGAAAUAUUUAGCGACGAAAUUCUUCUUUGUGGAGGAGACUUUCAAUCACGUGCCGGGCAACGAAAAGAAUCAAGUUUGACCGAUAUGCAGAUAUAGGACGAACCUUGGAGACUUCCGACACCGCCGUACGAUGAAACUCAAGGUAUAUAUAAACGGACAUGAAAACGGGCGAAAAUCGCGGAAAGGAACCCAACAACGUGUGAAUGAAUUUUUCACCAACUUGCCGGCAAAAACCUGAAUAGCGUGUUCCAGGUUCCGAGAUAGUGGUGAAAAGUCGUUCAGUAAAAGGAAAUGCGAAAAAAUUUAAUACGUCCUCACUAUAUUAUCUGAGAGCCUGGCACAGGCUAAAACCUGAACGACAAUGCCGUACAACGAUCUACUGCCAGCGUAAUUUGAUAUUCCAUGGGCAAAAAAAAAUUAUAAUAUUCAUUAAUUUGACCGGCCAAAAUCGGGGUUUGUCCGGGCUGAAAAAUAUUUGGCCGGUCAUCAUGACCGGCGACCUGCUGUCCGUUAUUUUGAGCCUUGGUUUGGCCAGUUUAAAUUUCUUAAUUAGCUGACAACAUUGUCUUACUUUAUUGACUUCCUGCAAGUAGAUUUCAGUACGACUCAAUUAAACUUGUAUACUUAUUUCCAGGUCUUCAGAAGGCAAGACUGUUGAGGUGCCAUAUCGUGGUGAUGUUCAUGACACUGUGAAAGAUAUCCUUGGUGGAGUGCGUUCAACAUGUACAUAUGUUGGAGCUGAGAAACUGAAGGAGCUUCCAAGAAGAACUACCUUCAUUCGUGUUACUAUGCAGCUCAACAAUGUCUUUUCAUAGAAUGUUGACAUUGUUCGAAGCAGUUUUGAAUUGGGUACUUUUGACUAUAACUAUAACGAUGAUUUACUCUUUUUGAUACCCUGUGAACAGUGGUUUCACCAGGCUG